GUAAGUGGGGACUUGGGGAGGAUGACGCGUGUAUUUUCAAUACUUUCUCGUCAUCUAUCUACAAGUAAACGUCAAAUAGCCAUGGCCAAUCGUCUCAGCGGUCUCAGCUGAGCCAAAGGUGACUGACUGGUUGACGUUGGGGUUUGCGCUACAAUACUGUCUUAUUCAAUCAGAAAAUCUAAAUUCUUUCUUGUAGUGAUAUUACCAGUUAUUUGAUACAAAGUCUACAAAACGACCUAUAAUGAGUGAACUCAGUCAAGAAGAGAUACGAAGACGGAGAUUGGCUCGGUUGGCAGCUCUGGGAGGUACUGGUCCGUCACCAGCUCCCCCUAGUCCCCCCAUCACGCCUGGCGCUUCCAUGCCAGCCGACGUGCUGAGUCCCGCGCCUGCCACUGUCGUAUCGCCCGCGCCUCGCAGUUCCAAUGAAAACUCCGAGAGCACAGACAAAGAACAGAGCUUUGCAGAGAACAAAAGUGAAGUGCCAGAUCAGACGAAAAUCCCACCAGAUGGGUUAAUCGUUACGGAGAAGGCGGAGAGUAAUUUACUGGAUGAAAUGCCUGAUACCAAAAUGACAGAUUUGUCCCAAACGAGACAAUACAAUAGUUUUGAUUCCAUGGGUGACGAUACUUUGUUGAGCUGUGGAUCGGUGCGAGGCCUGCCUCAGUCCACUGUGAGCAGUUCUGAGGGUGCAUCUAAUAGAGAAGACAGCACAUCUCGGUCUAACUCGCCUGCACAGUUCGCUGAGCCUCCACCUGUGAAGCCACGGACAAGCACCGCCUCACCUAGUUGCUCGCGAAGAUCUCUCUCUAUGGAAGUAGAUGAUGUAUCAGAAAGAAACUCUCAGUCUGAACCACCACAGGAAGCUAUGGAGGUUGAAGACAAUGACUCAACACAAUCACCUGCUCGUAAAAUACAAAGGUCUCGCACAGUAAGUGGCACAGAACUUACGGAGGAACAACUUAGGCAUAUUGUUGGGAAAAUACUCCAAGUAUCAUGGUCCGAGGACAGUGCAGGUGGAAUCUUUGUGCCGUCAGUGGCGGCAUCGUUGCUGGACAAUCCAAAACUAAGUUUAGAGGAACUAGCAUCAGAGGCUGUAAUGGAUGUCAUUACUCAAAUUGUAGAUGGCUCAGAUCCUCUCAAUCAAAAACUGAUUGCAGUGUCUGAGACGACCAAAAGACUAAGUGAAGACUGUGGUGAUGAUAUUUUGACGACUGGACACCUCGGUUCCGAAAGUGACCCAGACAAAGCGGACUGUCCCACCCCAUCACUGCCUAUUCCAAAAACGAUUCCCUCACAGGGCCUAGCUGUUAGUUACUUACUUAAGUUCUACAACAACAUAAACCUUUAUGAGAGAGAACAUUCAAAGAAAAGUUCGGAACCACCCCUGAGUGAUUUGCUACAGAGUUUAAGGACUUUACUUGUAAAUAAUUUAGUGUUAGUGCUUAGAGGCAUGUUUGAACUGGAAAAGUGUAGGAAAUCGCCACUGUUACCAUAUAUCCUGAUCGGGAACACGCCGAUUGGUCUCAUUCCUGAAGUCGUCUUGGCUACAUAUUUGGAUCAAGAAGCCUUCGACGAUGUAUUCAUCCCCCUACUAAUGGGGAUUCGCGAAGAAAUGCGUCGUUGCGUGUCCCAACUCGUGGGACGAGGCCACGGUGCGGCGUUGCGCGCUCUACGCUCUCUAUGCGAGCUGAGAGCGGGGCCGAGACUCUCCGCUAGACCGGUGUGCGCUCUGAUCGCCCGCCUGCCGAGCCUCUGCCCGCCUGCGUUAACCACUGCGCCUGGACGAGAGAUCGCGAGAGUCAGCUUUCUCGGACCUUUCUUCGCCAUAUCCCUGUUCGCGGAAGAGAACCCCCGCUUUGCGGAGCGUAUGUUCGCAACCGGCACCGACCAGAGCCUAGUAUUCGCUCUGCAGCGAGAGGUGGAAGCCAGCCGCAACACGCUCCACAACAUCUGCCACAACAUACUCCUGUGUCCAGAUGCCAGGGAACCCUUCCUCAACUACUUCGCAAACUUGCUGCAACGGAACGAAAGACGCGCACAACUGCAGACGGACGAAAGAUCUCUUGCUGGUGACGGCUUCAUGUUAAAUGUAUGCUCGGUGCUGCAGCUACUGUCGGUGCGGAUAAAGUUGGAGCGUGUGUAUCCGCUUUACACAUUUCAACCGGACACGUGGAUCAGUGUGCGUGACGAAACUAGACUUUACUUCACCGCUCAGGAAGCGCAGGACUGGCUGGAUGCUCUUAACAAUGACCCCGCACACCAGUGGCCCGAGGCGAAGUUCCAAACUGUGUGCUGGUUCCUCACCCUGCAUAUGCAUCACGUUGCUCUCAUCCCGGCUCUACACACGCACCAGAGACGCAUACGGGCAUUCCGCGACCUGCAGAAGGUAAUCGAGGAGCUGAUGGCGGCCGAGCCUCAGUGGCGGAACAGCUACUCAGCGAACAGGAACAGAGAACUACUGAGAAGAUGGAGAAAACAGAUUAAAAGGCUACACAGAUCAAAGCAGUGCGCAGAAACGGCGCUCCUAGACAUUGAACUAAUGCGGCGCGGAGUUCAGUUCUACUCGUCGGUAUGCGCUAUGCUGGUGAAGCAGCUGGAAGCGGCGGCGGAGCCCAGCACGUCGCAGUCAUCGACCGCACACGCGUUCCGAGCCACGCCCGAGUGGUAUGUGGAGGACAUCGCCGAGUUCAUGCUCUUCACUGUGCAAUACGUACCACACACAGUAGCCAACUACAUUGAGGACCCCAUAAUAACCUGGCUUCUAGGCGCCAUUUGCAAUUCCCACCUAAUCAAGAACCCGUAUCUCGUAGCGAAAAUAGUGGAGGUUCUGUUCGUCAUCAAUCUAUCCCUGCCAAUGAAAAUCAAGAAUGUAUACGAGAAAUUCAUGGACCACCCGAUGUCACAAACCGCUUUACCAAGUGCUUUGAUGAAGUUCUACACGGAUAUUGAGACGACAGGCCAAAGUACAGAGUUCUAUGACAAGUUCACGAUUCGGUUUCAUAUUAGCAUAAUACUCAAAGGGAUGUGGGAAAGGCCGAUACACAAACAGGCAAUCGUGAAAGAAUCUCGGUCGGGUCGGCAGUUCGUCAAAUUCAUUAACAUGCUGAUGAAUGACACCACAUUCCUGCUCGACGAAUGUCUUACGUACCUGAAACGCAUCCACGAAGUUCAAGAAGCAGAAGCGAACGGCGCAAGCACGAGUUCAAGCGAAGCGCGCGCGAGAGCACUCGCGCAAGACGAGCGACAGUGUCGGUCUUAUCUCACACUCGCGCGAGAAACUGUGGACAUGUUGGAGUAUCUCACAGUGGAGAUCAAAGAGCCUUUCCUUAGGGCUGAGCUAGUGGAGCGCCUCGCGUCCAUGCUGAACUUCAACCUGCAGCAACUAUGUGGGCCCAAGUGCAAUAAUCUCAAAGUGCGUCGGCCAGAAAAGUACGGAUGGGAACCACGGCGGCUGCUGAGUCAGCUGGUAGACAUCUACCUUCAUCUCGACUGCCCGCAGUUCCACGCCGCGCUCGCAGCGGACGAGAGAUCAUUCCGAAAGGAGUUAUUCGAGGAGGCCGCCCUAAGGCUCGCCAAGUCUUGUAUCAAGACACCCUCCGAGAUUGAACGCUUCAAGACACUAGCAGACAAUGCAUAUCAGAUUGCCGUAUCUAAUCAACAAAAGAGUGACGAGUUUGCAGAUGCUCCGGAAGAAUUCAGAGAUCCUCUGAUGGAUACCUUAAUGACUGACCCCGUUUUCCUGCCCUCUGGAAAGGUCAUGGAUCGUUCAGUAAUCCUGCGUCACUUGUUGAACAGCGCCACCGACCCCUUCAACCGACAGCCGCUCACUGAAGACCAGUUGCAUCCAGCGACGGAACUAAAAGAAAGGAUACUCCAAUGGCAACGCGAUAAGAAAGCCUCAACGUCCUAAACGUUCUAAGCCAACCCAAAGUCUGAUGUAUAUAAUGUAUGACAUAUAUAAAGACUAUGCUGCGUGUUUACAGCGACCAAACGGACUAUUGUCCACAUGGAUGGAUGAGAGAUUACUGCGCACUGUUUUUCCAAUUGAACUACAACUUUUAUAAGUUGCAUUGGCAAUAUUCGUUUGCACAGAAAAGCGUGACCUAAUGCUGACUAAAACCGAAUGUACGGUCGGCCUCCGAAUUCGUGUAGCAAUUCCGCGAAACUACUGCAUCGAAAACCUACCUUUUUGUAUAAACACGCCACAUACACCUAACGCAUGCGCAUAACCGUGCCACGCGGAUAUGAUCAUUAACAUGCUAAACGACUUACGACCUUACAAAAGCCCGGCUGAGAUCUGUUUUUGUGCAAUGCGCGGUCAUACGCUUCGUGUUAAGAUUGACUAGUUGGAUGUUGAGCGCGCAUUAUACUGAAAAACUACGAUCUCUAAAGCGGUUUGACUCAAAAAGAUACGCUCAGAUGUAUUAGAAAUUUUCAAAACGAUUUUAUUCUUUCAAUUACAAGUUUUAUUAUCUUGCGGUUGGUGUAAAUUGUGCCUGAAUGUACAUAAGCUAAUCAGUAAAAAUACAGAACGUUUUUUUGGAAUGAAACAGUCCAGUAAAUGUUUACCUAUGCUAAGAUUGAGGAUUUUGUUGAGUAAAAAAUUAAGGUGCAGACACAUUACAGUGUUGUCGUGUGUUGAAACACGAAAUAUCUGGCGAAACGAUCGGCCAAUCUUACUCAGGCGUUUAUAUAAAUAAAUAAUUCUUUAUUUUGGGUCAAAGAGAUACAGUACAUGGUCCAAGAGCCCAUGAAUGCCUAAACUACCUCAAAGUAUAAAGGCUGAAAAUCUUUCUGUGCAAGCACAUUACAGCGGGCAGAGACACCAGGGUACCAUGAACCUUGGGUUGCGGUAGCCCUGACCGUUACUAAGCAGCAAAUAUAAAAUGCAUCACUUUAAUUGUCUUUUGUCGUAAUAUGAUACACCACAACACAGUCAUUUGUUUGCACCUUUAGAGCAGUCGUACACUGGUAACUUGAGCAGUUGAUUGUUGAACAAUAUACACAGACUGACAGUCACUAUCAAUUGCUUGAGCAGAUAGCUGUUUAUCUGUAGUCGCAAUAUAGAAACUGAAAGGGUUUGACUGCCAGAGCAGUCAAGACCCGACAGCAGUCUGUGUGAGUUGUAAAACACUCCACCGCACGACUGCCUGGAGCAGUCUCGUGUAUCAAUAUGACAAUAAAAGGAAGACUAUAGUUCGCUAUGCAGUCACAUCUUAAAGUGGUCAGCCAUGACUGCUGCAGAUGUUCUAUUUCACGAAGACCGUUUGACCAUGUUUGUGUGAAUGUAUAUGUACACAUUGUUAUAGUGUGCACGGCGUUCAGUUUCGACCACGAAGCAUUACGCACACAAAUGCGUUAACGCUCAUCGGUAGGUACUACAACCAAGACUGAGUGGUCAUCGUGAAAGAGAGCAUACCUUUGAAUGCCUGCUCUUACAGUAUGCAUUACAAAACGUACAUACUGAGUAGCAAAAAUUGUUCGUUCAAUCGCGUAAGAUAAGUACUAUAGUUAUAAAAAUAUUCAAGUUUUAUUUAUCAUCAAAACUAAUACUGAUCCAUAAUUUUACUGUCAUUUCGAUGUAGGAUUCAUGAAUAUAAGAAACAUAUCGAUUAUGCGUUUACACUCAAAUUCAUAUGGGCAAUUAACUGUGCUCAAAUUUUAGGUAGUCCAAGGAUUAUUGUACCCAAAGAUUUUAAAUCAAAAUAUGCUCUGACAUGAACGAUUGUGGCACAUGUUUUGGCAACUC
Molecule: messenger RNA, 5749 nt
Organism: Maniola jurtina (meadow brown)
Lineage: Eukaryota; Metazoa; Arthropoda; Insecta; Lepidoptera; Nymphalidae
Gene: Ube4B
Product: ubiquitin conjugation factor E4 B
Exons: 18
Coding region: 242-3910 (1222 amino acids)
Biological process (GO): protein polyubiquitination
Cellular component (GO): ubiquitin ligase complex; cytoplasm; nucleus
Molecular function (GO): ubiquitin-ubiquitin ligase activity
Source: RefSeq, a predicted model, not a curated record